UUUCUUUCUCCUCCUGAAGAUUUGUGUAUUUAUUUGAAAGGCACAGCUAUGCAGAGAGAGGGAAAGAGGUCUUCCAUCUGCUGGUUCAUUCCCCAAGUGGCGGCAAUGGCCAGGGCUGGGCCAGGCCAAAGCCAGGAGCUGGGAGCUCUGUUCGGGUCUCCCAUGUGGCUGGUAGAGCCCAGCACUUAGGCCAUCCUCCAUUGCCUUCCCAGGCACAUUAGAAGGGGGCAGGAACGGAAAUGGAGCAGCCAGGAUGUGAACUGGUGGUGUGACAGGUGGCAGCUUAACCUGCUCUACCGCCAUGCUGGCCCUAACACCUGCUAGGACAUCUGCAUUCUAGGUCCCAGUCCUGGGUCCCCCCAACUCAGCUCCCGGCCAACGCCCACCCUGGGUCCCCCCUGACUCAGCUCUCAGCUGACGCCCACCUUGGGUCCCCCUGACUCAGCUCCCUGGGUCCCUCCGACUCAGCUCCCAGUCGACACCCACCCUGGCUCCCUGCCACCCAGGGGGGAGCCCACGCAGAACUCUGAGCUUCGGCUCCUUCAGCCUUCCCAGGCACCCGGGGGUGACCCAGUGGAUUCGAGCUCUGCCUCUCACACUGAGCAUGAGCUAAAGAGAACACAAAACUCCAAGAACCAAGGCUGCAGGCCCAGCGCAGAGGAUUCCACUUAGAUUCCCAAGGGCCUGAGCAGCCUGGCUUUGGGCCAUAGCUCCCAAGGUUGGGCACAUUUGCGACUCCCAGCCUGUGCGCGGGCUCGCUGUGCUCUGCCCCAAGCAGAGAGGCGCUCGGGCCCAACGCUAAGUGCACUCUGUUCUUGUUUUGUCUGAACCCCCUCCGCUAGACCCCGCCUGGCCACACCACCCUCCUCUAGCUGGACGUUCUGGAGGCACUGCCCGGCCCCAGCUGAGGGUGCAGGCUGCUGCGCGAAGACACAGAGACGGAGUCGCUCUACAGCGGGGCAGCGGACAUGGCCUAGAAAUGCAAGACCCUGGUGGCCCCGGAGAUCAGCAUCUCGCUGUCCGACGACUUCCUGGACACACCGACAACCUGGACAUGAACGUGGACAACAUUGAGACCCCCGACGAGAUGGACUCGCUCGAGUUCCUGGGCAACGACAAUGAGCUGGAGUGGGAAGGUAAGGGCCACGGGGCUGUCCCAGUCUUGGCCACGGGCGCGGGGUGCGGGGUCCGCGGGGGCCACGGAAUGGCGCGGGGUUCACGCGCACCUGCACCUGUCGCCACCGCGCGGGUCUUCCCCAAGAUCCUCGAAGGGGACCAUGGCCCGCGGCCUGCCCGGCUUUUCGAGCGCUUGCUCUGGGCGCUGGGGAC
This is a messenger RNA of Oryctolagus cuniculus (rabbit), 1329 nucleotides long. The record is from RefSeq and is a predicted model, not a curated record. NCBI's taxonomy places the organism in Eukaryota, Metazoa, Chordata, Mammalia, Lagomorpha, Leporidae.